AUGGCAAAGCCGGUCGCGCGUUGGAGGCGCUCCGGGACCCGGGACAGUGUUGGCCUCCCACGGGGGCCUGAAGCAAGCCCUCCUCCAGGGUCCUCAACGCCUUCGGACCAUCAAGCACCAAGCUUGCCCCGAAGCUUCUCCUCUUUUCGUAUGCAGGGCAUCGCUCCCACCUCCAGCGACUCAGGGACCUUCUCUUCCCGGGAGGAUAGCCUCCAGCGGGUUCCUUCCGGUGGAGCCCCUUCGGGGUUUUCUUCGCAGUCUCCAUCCUCAUUGGGGGCACCUGGGGAAACACCCAGAUAUAGUCUGGGGAGUUCAGAUGGGUCCCGAGGCAGCUUUGCACCCCCAGCGAGCCAGGGCUCUACAGGGAGUGAUCCUCAGUCUGCUAUUUCUCAACUAUUUGGAAACAGAGGGCUUGAGGCUUUCAACAAACUCACGCUCGACGAUGAAUACAUCCUGCACUUCUACGGAGUUAGGCAGACGUUUAUGAAGCCCGCAGUUCAGGAACAUUGCGAGAGGGCCCCUGGGGGAGGCAGUAACGGCGGGUUUCAGCACACUCUCGUGUGGAAUGUCAGAGGCCGUGAAUUUCGUGCUUCCGGUAUCGGUCGGUCUAAAAAGGACGCAAAGAAGGAGGCAGUAAAAGUCCUCCUCGUGCAACUGGGGCCCGUGACUCCGCAGAUCGGCGUUGAUGCAUGCUCACUCCUCACCCCACCCACAGACGUGCUUAUGUGCUCACACACGAGUACAACCACAGAUAUGCGUAGGCAGAGGGGCAUGCUGGAGUGGUCUUUGACCUUCGUCUCCUCAACUUGUGGGCAGUUGACGCACAACUUCGAGUGGAACUUUUUGCUCGAUGGAGAGACCACUGUCGUGGAAUCUACAGGGAAUGGCUCCUUUCCGGUUGAGGCGGAGAUAGCUGCCAUGCAAGAUAUGUACAUAAAAGUCCAAGAGGCGUCGAGGAACAGAAAGCAGCAGCCGCAAGAGCAUCGGAGUCAGAUCACGAAGCCGUCGCAGCUCUCCAAGCACACGGCAGGGGAAAUAAACAUGCUGCACAAUACUGUCACCUCUCAGAACCAAAUCAAAGCCACGGAAACUAUCACAGAGCAUGUCAUCGUUGCCGUUGGCUCCACAAAGGCGGGUGCCCGAGCUCAAGCAGCCAUGCAAAUGAUGCAAGCGGCCGGCUUCAUAGAGCAUGUCGAAGACAAAGACAGGCAGGCAGCCCUCAUGGUUGUUAACCAGGUGGAAAGCAAAAAGGUGUACAGAAAACGGGCUUGCAUUGUGGCGGGUGUUUGUUCUCAACAGGACCCCUCUGUGUACGUUGAGAGUGCUUGUCGUCUCAUUGCCGAGACGAGGGGGGCGGUCUGGCGCAUUUUCCUCCCUGUUGUUUGGCGGGCCGCAAUGGCUGAAGGCAACCGUUCGCUCGUGAAUUCCCUCAUCGAUCAACUCAAGAUGCAGGCUGCCCCUCGUCUGCCCGCUGCGGAACAAGCUCGGGGGGAAGGGCAAAACAGCCCCGAGUCGCAAGAGACGGUGAAGGCAUCUUACGACGCACCGAAGGUGAUGCCUCCAGAUCUCUGGGAGCAGCUCCUUGACGAGUGUACAGUCCUUACCAACUGCGAGUUCGGCCAGGUUCUGAGUAGCCAUGUUUUUGCUGUCUUCAUGGCUUCAACAGGACACAUGCGUCUCUUGGUGGGCAGUUGUUGCGUGCAGCAACGAUGCUUUGUGGGCGUGGUGACGAGUGUUAAGGGGGACUUCUCGGAAUCGAUGAACGUGAAUGUUCGCGUCGCCACCGCUGAAGUCAAGAAGUACCCGGAGGUCUUCACCACCAACAAAUUCAAACUAUACUACCUCACACCUGCCGUGACGCACGAUCGGAUGGUUCAGGCCCUCCGAGGUCUUACGAUGUCAAAGCACCCUGCAGGGAAGUCGCCGCCUCCUUACGUUUUCGCGCCGGAGAUCCGCUACCUUCUCCUUCACACGAGCGAGCCUCAGGCUCAGCAGGUCUCAGGCCGGGGGCCGGUGCCACAACUGAGCGACACAGAUCCAGAGCAAUACAACCCGUUACACCAGCUGGAUGAGUUGGCAGAUGGCGACUCGUGCAAGAAACAACGAGUGCAGCCAUCGCUGUUGCAACAAGUUGUGAGCUUGCGACACUCAGGGGGACCCCCGGGCACGGGGAAGACACAUGUGGCUUGCGCCAUCAUUGACGCGUGGCAGCGCAUCAAUCCGACAAAGAAGAUUCUUGCAGUCGCGGACUCGAAUGUUGCUGCGGACAACCUCAUGGAGGGCCUGAGCAAUCGGGGCAUUCGCAGUGUCCGUGUAGGUAGCGGAAGUGAAUCGGACUUAAAGGAGGAAUCAAUUCAAGAUCUUCCUCGAUAUCGUGACCUUCUACGGAUGCGAGACAAGAAUUCUGGGGAGGCGCGGAGUUUGCGCAUGCUUCUGGUUCGAGAAGCCGUGCGCAAGUACAAUGUGAUUAUUGCUACUUGUGUGGGCAGCGGGCACGAGAUGUUCGACGACGUUACUUUUGAAAGGGUUAUUAUUGAUGAAUGCGCUCAAUCCAUUGAACCGUCCAACCUGAUCCCGCUAGGUCAUGGUUGUCGCUCGGUGGUCCUCAUCGGCGAUCACAAACAACUUCCACCGACAAUUGUAUCACGGGAAGCUAGCGACGGCGGGCUCGGCGUUUCGCUCCUUGAACGAUUUGUUGGGAGCGGCAUCGCACCGAUCCAUUUGCUAAAUGAGCAACGUCGUAUGCACCCGAGCAUCGCACACUUUCCCAACAUGCAGUUCUACCAAGGCAAGAUCUUCAGCCGAGACGUGGAUGACUGCAACCGGCCUACAGUAGCAGGUUUCCUAUGGCCAUCGCAGCACAGUCGCGUCUGUCUCAUUGAUAUAUCUGCUGGGCUGGCUAAUAUGGAGCAGUCUUUGGGGACGUCGAAGUACAGCCUUGUGGAAAUAGAUCCGAUCUUGGCGAUACUGAGGUCGGUAUUACAGUGUGGGACAAUCCGUCCGAGUGAAAUCGGCAUCUUAACUCCUUACGAUGCGCAGAAAGCCCGAAUUCGCUUCGCCUUGAACGACUCUUUUGAUAAGGCGUUGUGCUACCAGAUUGAUGUCGACUCGGUGGAUGGGUUCCAGGGCAAAGAAAAGGAUCUUAUUAUCUUUAGUGCUGUUCGUUCCAACCCAAGAGGGGAAAUUGGAUUCUUGAAAGAUGCACGCCGGCUGAACGUUAUGCUAACGCGCGCUAGAAGAGGACUCCUUGUGGGCGGAUACGGUGAACUGGAGACCAUGGAUUUCUUGGGUUGGAAGCCAGUAAGGCUGCAAUCGACGGUCAUCGCAGCGGAGUUGUUAUGGCGUACCAUUUCGUUGCGCCUUACAUUUGUUACGCUGUCAUCGCGUGAACAGGAUGGGUUGCAUGUAUCAUUGAUGCGUGCGGUGAUGCUGAAACGCAGGAGGUCUAUUGUUCCGAUCUCUCGCCUGAACGACUACCUUGAGGUGCCCACCUACAACUAUAAUCCCAUAGCUUCAGGAGCCCCUCGUGUGGGUGUAAAUGUAAGUGGCACUGGGGGUGUCACUGCAACGAACACGGGAGGAGGGGCCAUAAAGACGGGCUAUAUGCCGCAAGGUUUCCAAGCAGACUUCGGGGGCGGCGGUGUGGGCCCACGAGGAGAGGGAGGGCGCGAAGCUGCACCGGAACCAAUGCAUGGCUUGUGCUCGCUUGCGAACUAA
Messenger RNA from Eimeria acervulina, 3717 nucleotides. Its product is annotated as ATP-dependent helicase, putative. The transcript has 22 exons. Gene Ontology annotation, cellular component: cytosol; P granule. The record is from RefSeq and is a predicted model, not a curated record. NCBI's taxonomy places the organism in Eukaryota, Apicomplexa, Conoidasida, Eucoccidiorida, Eimeriidae. Gene Ontology annotation, biological process: regulatory ncRNA-mediated post-transcriptional gene silencing. Gene Ontology annotation, molecular function: helicase activity. The coding region runs from base 1 to 3717 and encodes 1238 amino acids.